AUGAAGCAUUCGGUAAAUGUCAUGCAAUGGGUUAUUAAAAAAUGGUAUAUCGAAUCUCACGCCCAAAUGUUCAACAAAACCAUCUCAUACGAUGCCAUCAGCAGUACGCAAUGGGCAAUAACAGUUGGCCUGUUUGCUGUUGGUGGUAUGAUUGGCGGUCUUGCUUCUGGAUGGUGCGCCGAUACUUUCGGUCGCAAAGGAGGCAUGUUACUGAAUAACAUCCUGGCUGUAAUCGCUGCAAUUUUAAUGGGAAGCGCAAAGUAUGUAGGAGUAUAUUUCCUUAUUAUGGUUGGUCGAGUCAUUAUUGGUAUCAGUUCAGGCCUUAGUUCUGCAUUAGUACCAAUGUAUCUAACGGAACUGUCUCCAAUUAAUCUACGUGGUACAAUUGGAAGUUUCAAUCAACUUACUGUCACUAUUGCAAUUUUGAUCUCACAGAUUGUUGGGUUACCGCAGCUUUUUGGCACUAAAGAACUCUGGCCUCUCGUUUUUGCUUUCGGUGUUGUCCCAAUUGCAAUUCAAUUGGUCACCCUGCCACUAUGUCCUGAAUCACCAAAAUAUACUCUAAUUGUUAAAGACAGAAAAGAAAGAGCUGAAGCAGACUUGAAGAAAAUCCGUGGGGAGGACGAUGUAAGUACUGAGCUAAAAUCGAUGCAAGAUGAGGCCAACGCAAUGGCAGCGGUUGAGAAAAUUGGUAUCAAGAGUCUUUUUAAAGGAGAAUUGGCUUGGCCAAUGUUUAUCGCAAUUAUGAUGAUGCUUGCACAGCAACUUUCUGGUAUCAAUGUUGCAAUGUUCUUCUCAACAAUCAUCUUCAAAAAUGCUGGUCUUGGUGACAACGCCGUUUAUGCAACACUUGGAAUGGGUCUCUGUAACGUUAUCAUGACCGUUAUUUCCGUCUAUUUGGUUGAUCAUCCUCGUUUCGGUCGUCGUUCGCUUUUGCUUGCUGGUUUGAUUGGAAUGUUGUUCUCGUCUAUUGCUCUCGUAAUCUCAAUCACUGUUUACAAUAUGGAUAAAGUUGCUAAUGAUUUCUUGGCGUAUCCAUCUAUGGUGUUUGUCUUCCUGUUUGUUAUUUCGUUCGCUACUGGACCAGGUUCUAUUCCUUGGUUCUUUGUUUCUGAACUGUUCACAUCUGGAGCUCGCGGAAGCGCGAAUUCUGUUGCUGUAAUGACAAAUUGGCUUGCGAAUUGUUUGGUUGCAAUUACCUUCGAAUUUUUGAUGCAAGUUUUGAUGCAGUAUUCAUUCUUGGUUUUCGCUGUACUUCUUGCAUUCUUCAUCGUGUUUACCUACAUAUUUGUUCCGGAAACGAAAGGUCGUACAGUGGAAGAAGUUUACGAAGAAUUCAAAAAAGGGAAAUCGCGAUUUUCCAGGAAAGAAAAUUCCUAA
Enterobius vermicularis (human pinworm) is the source of this 1380-nucleotide messenger RNA. The record is from the annotation of a GenBank genome assembly. Lineage: Eukaryota; Metazoa; Nematoda; Chromadorea; Rhabditida; Oxyuridae.